This is a messenger RNA of Ochotona princeps (American pika), 1138 nucleotides long. It is a transcript of the gene C1QL1, whose product is annotated as complement C1q like 1. The record is from RefSeq and is a predicted model, not a curated record. NCBI's taxonomy places the organism in Eukaryota, Metazoa, Chordata, Mammalia, Lagomorpha, Ochotonidae. Bases 276 to 1052 code for a protein of 258 amino acids. Gene Ontology annotation, molecular function: protein binding. The transcript is spliced from 2 exons.
UGGCGGCCGCAAGGCUCAGUCCGGCCGCGCAGCGGGAGGGAGGCGCGAGGCCAGAGCCCACGGCUGGGCUCCGCAGCGCACCGAGCACAGCGCGGUGCCCGGGACCCGGCCCCAUGUCCGCAGCCCCGCCGGACCGCCUUUGAGCGCGGGGCCCCCGGCCCGCGCGCCCCCAGCCCGUCGGCACCAUUGCCCCGACGGCGCGGCCCGGCGGCCCGGCGCUGCCCAGGCUCCGCGCCGGCCGGAAGACGCUGCUGGCGGCCGCGGCGGGCGUGGUGAUGCUGCUGGUGCUGGUGGUGCUGAUCCCCGUGCUGGUGAGCUCGGGCGGUCCAGACGGCCACUAUGAGAUGCUGGGCACCUGCCGCAUGGUGUGCGACCCGUACCCCGCGAGGGGCCCCGGCGCCGGCGCGCGACCCGACGGUGGCGACGCCUUGAGCGAGCAGAGCGGCGCGCCUCCGCCCUCCACGCUGGUGCAGGGCCCCCAGGGGAAACCGGGUCGCCCCGGCAAGCCAGGACCCCCAGGGCCUCCCGGGGACCCAGGCCCUCCCGGUCCUGUGGGGCCUCCCGGGGAAAGGGGUGAACCAGGCAAGCCAGGCCUCCCCGGGCUGCCCGGCACGGGGGGCAGCGGCGCCAUCAGCACAGCCACCUACACCACGGUGCCGCGUGUGGCCUUCUACGCCGGCCUCAAGAAUCCUCAUGAGGGUUACGAAGUGCUCAAGUUUGACGAUGUGGUCACCAACCUAGGCAACAACUACGAUGCAGCCAGCGGCAAGUUUACUUGCAACAUUCCCGGCACCUACUUUUUCACCUACCACGUCCUCAUGCGCGGCGGCGAUGGCACCAGCAUGUGGGCAGACCUCUGCAAGAACGGUCAGGUGCGGGCUAGCGCCAUCGCCCAGGACGCGGACCAGAACUACGACUACGCCAGCAACAGCGUGAUCCUGCACCUGGACGUGGGCGACGAGGUCUUCAUCAAGCUCGAUGGCGGCAAAGCGCAUGGUGGCAACAGCAACAAAUACAGCACCUUCUCUGGCUUCAUUAUCUACUCCGACUGAGCGCCUGCGCCUCCCCGCCUUCCCCUGCCACGCCCCUGGCCCGCUCUUACCACCGCGGGACCUCUGCUAGGCGCUCUGACCCGCCG